CAGCUGAUCAGUAGAAACCGGAAGCUGAGGGGAAGUUUAGCUCCGAUGUUUCGUACCCAGUGUUGAGUCUUCUGACGCUAUUUAAACCUUUUUUUGAAUAAAGUAAUUUCUCUGAUUAAAUGUGUAUAUCACGGUUAUCUGGGUGUUUACAGCACUGAGACGGAGACAUGUUCGCUGCUGACGAUGAAGACGGAGAUUUCAUGUCUCCUACAGGAGGGGCGAAAUUAGCCUCUCUGUUCAGCUUGGACCAGACGUCCAGCCAGGCUAACGAGUCGUUCCAGUACACGGCCCCCAAACAGCCUCGUAAGAGCUCAGGUCCACCUGCUCAGAAAGCCGCUGCUCCGCCCGGGUCACCUGCUGUGCUCUUCGCUACCGCAGUUCAAGCUUACAGAUAUGUUAAUGGACAGUAUGUGAAGCAAGGAAAGCUGGGAGCUGCAGUGUUGGGAAACCACGCAAACAAAGAGUAUAAGCUGCUGCUGUACGCCAGCCAGCAGAAACCUGUAACGGCGGCCAGGAUUCACUCAACCUUCUCCUUCACUGUCCAGCCCAGUAACUACUGCACCUUUUAUGAUGACCAGAGGCAGAACUGGUCUCUCAUGUUCGAGUCAGAGAAAGCAGCCACAGAUUUCUGCAAAGAGGUGUCUUUGGCUAAAGCAAACUGUUCUUCUCCUCUGGAGAUGCUGGUGACUCAGGACCUGCUCCUCGGGGAGGGUCAGGGUGUGGAGAACGGAGACUCUCUGGAGGUGGCCUACACCGGCUGGCUACUGCAGAACCACACCAUCGGCCAGAUGUUUGACUCUAAUGUAAAUAAGGACAAGCUUCUGAGAAUGAAGCUCGGUGCUGGAAAAGUCAUCAAGGGCUGGGAGGAGGGCAUGCUGAACAUGCGUAAAGGAGGACGCCGUCUCCUUGUGAUUCCCCCGGCUCUGGCGUACGGAUCUCAGGGCGUCCCGGGCCGAAUCCCUGCAGACAGCACUUUGGUGUUCGAGGCAGAAAUUCGUAGAGUGAAGUUUGCUAAAGACGCCGGCUCUGAGAGGACAGCCGUGAGCUCCAGGGACACCGCUGUCCCCUCUCCUGCCCCCAGUGUGGAGAGUCUAGGGCCAGAUCUCACCUCAGCAGCCAGCAGAUCAGGUGAACCACCUCUAAGAGCUAAAUCCAACUCCCUGAGUGAGCAACUAGCAAAUCCAGACGCGACCAAAGCCAAGCUCAUUUCCCGCAUGGCCAAGAUGGGUCAGCCCAUGCUGCCCUUCCUCGCUGGCCCGGCAUCAUCACCCUCGCAAGCCGAGUCCAGCGACUCUGAACUGGAGGAUCCGAGUGUGUCCCGAUUGAAAGAGCGUCCUCCUGCACCUUCCCCUCAGCCUGUCCACCUCACCGCUGGUCCUUCACCUUCGCUGCAGGCAACAGCUUUAAUGCCUGUUUCCUUGGCAACGGCCAAUCCCCAGCCUGUGAUACCUGUAGCAGGUCAUGGCUUCCAGCCAUACUCUUACAGUCAGUCCACUACGGCUCCAUCUCACUUACAACCAGUGGGGCAGAUGUACCCCUCACAGACCGUGCCUUACCAGGGAAGUGGCGAUGUCACAUCCUUUUUGAUGACGGAAGCCCGUCAGCACAACACCGAGAUCCGAUUGGCCGUGGGCAAAGUGGGCGACAAAGUGGACCAAUUGGCUGCCAAGGUUGAGGAGCUGCACAAACAGGGCGGGCUCUCACUGGGCUUGUCCAAUGUCUCCAUGGAUACGGCGAUGAUCAUGAACACCAUCCAGCGCAUCAUCCAGGAAAACGAAUGCCUGAAGAAAGAGGUGUUUGACAAGAGCUCGCGCAUCGAAGAGCAGAACCGCAAGAUCGGUGAACUCAUCAACCAGAACCAGAGGUACAUGGAGCAGAGUAACAUGCUGAUGGAGCAGCGGAACGACUCUCUGAAGAACUCGAGUGAACAGAACCAGGCUCGGAUCCUGCAGGCGGAACAGGAGAAGGCGAGGUUAACAGACGAGUUGGCCAGCUCUACAGCACGGGUGUCAGAGCUGCAGUUGGAGCUGACCGCACAGCGUCAGAAAGCGGUGUCUCUGCAGUCGAGCCUGAACGCCGCCCUGCAGGAGGGACAGCAGCACGGUGCCAAGCUCACAGCUACGGAGAACCAGCUGCAGGAGAUGAAGGAGUUAGCAGAGAGAGUGCAGGCGCAGUACAAAGCCGAGAAGCAGAAGCGGAAGGAGGUGGAGCUGAAGCUGAGUAACCUGGAUGAAGAGCUGCAGGACCUGAAGAGCGAGAAAGAGAGUCUGGAGCGGACUCUGGUGGACAGGAAGAGGAAGUGGCAGGCAGAGAGGCAGCGCUGUGAUGAGGAGUUGGAGGAGGUGAGGAAGAGCAGUCAGAUGGAGAUGGACCAACUCCGGAGUCAACUUCGUAAAGCCCGGACCAACACGGACCAGGCGGCUGCUGAGCAGUUAGCACAGCUGCAGGCAGAUGUGGAGCGUGAGUGGCAGGCGAAGUGUGAGAGAGGUCUGGCCUCAGCACGAGAACAACAUAACAGAGAAGUGACUGAGCUCACAGAGCAACGAGACACACUGCAGCUGAAACUCACACAGCUACAGGACAAGUUCUCCGCUAUGAAGCAGUCCCGAGAGGAGGAGGAGCAACGGUUACUACAGCAACAAGAUCAAGGGGAGGAGCUUCAGGCCCUGAGAGAUAAGUGUUGUGAGCUGGAGAAGAGGGCGGAGUCACUGAGGCAGCAGGGGGAGGCGCGAGUUUCAGAGCUGGAGAGGAAACUGGUAGAGCAGCGGCAGCACACGGACACUACGGGAGAGGUGAAGCGUGUGAUGAAUGGAGUGUUCCACUCUUUACGGGGCGAGUUUGAGCUCAAUGAGACGUACACCGGCAGUGUGGUCCUGGGCGUGUUGGUCAACACUAUUAAGAACGUCACCCUGCAGCUGCUCUCAAAAUCCGAACCGUCCGCAACCAAGGAGAAAGAGGAGGAUGAAGAUGAAGAGGAGGAAGAGGAGGACAGGAGGAGUGAAGCGCAGUCUGAGGAGCAGGUGAAACGAGCCCAGGAGGUACAUAUGAACGGAAAGAAAGAGGAUGUAGAGGAGGAGGAGGAAUAUGGCCAGGUGAAAGUGACAGAGGAGGAGAACAAGAAGGAAGAGAAGGAUGGACAGGAACUUGUCAGAGGUAAAGAGGAAGAGAAGGUUGAACAGGAAGUUGUCUGUGUUAAAGAGGAAACGAAAGGGGACGAGGAAGUCGAACAGGACGGGAAGGACACAGGGAAGGAGUCGGAUCACAUCGAAGCAGACGGUGAGAACAGAGAAGAGCCCGUGCUCUCUGACGUCACAACACAGAUUCAGACGCAGCAUGAUGUCACUCCCGAAGAGGAAGCGAGCGCAGGUGACGUCACACCUGGAGAGGAAGUAGUGGCUAAGAGUGAGUGUCUGUCAGAAGAAUCGGAAGGAACCGUUCACAUCGGACCCCCGAAGAACCCACCACCACCCCCACAGCCUGCGGACAAGAACGGUAUAGAAACUGCAGCUCAGAUCAGCAGUCCAUCUGAACGGGCGGAUGAGGUGAAUUCGGAGGAGCCGUUUUUCCAGAGUCCCGCCAUAAAUAAACCCCCACCACUACCAACCAGCGAGGAAGAGGAAGAGGAGGAGGAGGAGGAGGAGCUGAGUUUAAAAGGACGGCCCCCUCCCACCCCCCUGUUCGGAGACGACAGCGAUGGCGAUGAUCUGGACUGGCUGAGCUGACCUCUCUCUCUCAACCAAGAACCAAAACCACCACCACCUCCGGCUGUCUCCCAGGUAACGGUUCCUAGAGGAGAGCAGACAACAUGGAGACGGAACUCGUGAGGGCAGAAGGAAGCGGCUAGGCCGGAGUCUGAGGCUCCUCCCCUUUUCCUCAAAAUCUUCAUUGUUGAGCAGCACUUCAUGGACUUUUUUUUUUUUUACAAAUAACUCAGAUGUAUCUCUCAAAUUUCCAGAUUUCAAUCGUAGCGUGAAACGUGACCAUGAAAUGAUUA
Molecule: messenger RNA, 3994 nt
Organism: Hemibagrus wyckioides
Lineage: Eukaryota; Metazoa; Chordata; Actinopteri; Siluriformes; Bagridae
Gene: fkbp15b
Product: FKBP prolyl isomerase family member 15b
Exons: 29
Coding region: 168-3722 (1184 amino acids)
Cellular component (GO): growth cone
Molecular function (GO): peptidyl-prolyl cis-trans isomerase activity
Source: RefSeq, a predicted model, not a curated record